Penicillium daleae is the source of this 720-nucleotide messenger RNA. Its product is annotated as glyoxalase 3. Lineage: Eukaryota; Fungi; Ascomycota; Eurotiomycetes; Eurotiales; Aspergillaceae. The coding region runs from base 1 to 720 and encodes 239 amino acids. The transcript is spliced from 2 exons. The record is from RefSeq and is a predicted model, not a curated record. Gene Ontology annotation, molecular function: glyoxalase III activity.
AUGUCUCCCGCUCGCAAGGCACUUAUCAGCAUCACUUCGGCCCACGCCUCGCUCUUCCAAGGAAAAGAGACGACCGGACUCUUCAUCAGUGAAGCUCUACACCCAUUCAAAGUUCUCACUGCUGCGGGCUUUGAAGUUGACCUUGCUUCCGAAACUGGAGAAUACACUCCUGACUGGCUCUCGCAGCAGCCAGAUUUCCUCAAUGGCGAUGAUCUCCAGAUCUGGAACGAUCCCAACAGCGACUUCCGCCGAAAGCUGGACAACCUACACAAGGCUGCCGACCUGGAUAAGUCGCAGUACGGUCUUUUCUACGCAUCUGCUGGCCACGCCGCUCUGAUUGACUAUCCCACUGCAUCCUCUUUGCAGAAGAUCGCCGAGGAAGUCUGGGCGAACGGUGGUGUUGUUGCCUCGGUCUGCCACGGCCCUGCCAUCUUUGCCAAUAUCCUUGACAGAGCAACUGGCGAGCCUAUUAUCAAGGGCAGAAAGCUUACUGGAUUUACUACUGAAGCUGAGAACACUAUGGGGAUUAUGGCUGAACUUCGGAGUUGGAAUUCUGAGAUGGUCGAGGAGCUUGCCACACGCCUUGGCGCUACUUAUGAGCGCUCUACUGGCAUUUGGGAUGACUUCCACGUCAUUGAUGGCCGCCUGGUAACAGGCCAGAACCCAGCCAGCGCUUCGUCAACUGCCAAGGCUGCGGUUGCUGUUUUCGAAACUUUGUGA